Molecule: messenger RNA, 1726 nt
Organism: Raphanus sativus (radish)
Lineage: Eukaryota; Viridiplantae; Streptophyta; Magnoliopsida; Brassicales; Brassicaceae
Product: cytochrome P450 98A3-like
Exons: 3
Coding region: 86-1603 (505 amino acids)
Molecular function (GO): oxidoreductase activity, acting on paired donors, with incorporation or reduction of molecular oxygen; iron ion binding; monooxygenase activity
Source: RefSeq, a predicted model, not a curated record
ACUGAAUUUGAUUUACACAUUUUUUUUUCCUUUUUUAUAGUAAUACUCGAUUUAAUCACUGUCUCUGGAAAGUAAACAAAAACUCAUGUCAUGGUUUCUUAUAACGGCGGCCAUCGCCGCAGUCGUGUCUUACAAACUGAUCCAACGGCUAAGAUUAAAUCUCCCGCCGGGCCCACUCCCUAAACCAAUCAUCGGUAACCUUUGCGACAUUAAACCUGUCCGGUUCAUAUGCUACUAUGAGUGGGCACAAACCUACGGACCAAUCAUAUCGGUCUGGAUAGGCUCGGUUCUAAAUGUUGUGGUAUCUAGCGCCGAGCUAGCAAAAGAAGUGCUCAAAGAUCACGACCAGAAACUUGCCGACAGGCACCGGAACAGAUCAACGGAAGCAUUCAGUCGCAACGGUCAGGAUCUAAUAUGGGCAGAUUAUGGGCCACAUUACGUGAAGGUGAAAAAAGUUUGCAUGCUUGAGCUCUUCACACCUAAACGACUCGAGUCACUCAGACCUGUCCGUGAAGAUGAAGUCAAUUCCAUGGUUGAGUCCGUCUUCAGAGACUGCAACCUUCCUGAAAACAUAGCCAAAGGAAUACAACUGAGGAAGUACUUAGGAGCGGUUGCGUUCAACAACAUAACGCGGUUGGUGUUCGGAAAGCGUUUCGUGAACGCGGAAGGUGUGAUGGACGAGCAAGGGCUCGAGUUCCAUGCCAUAGUGUCCAACGGUCUGAAGCUAGGUGCUUCACUGUCGAUAGCUGAACACAUCUCCUGGCUCCGGUGGAUGUGUCCAGCCGAUGAGAAGGCGUUUGCUGAGCACGGUGCUCGCCGCGACCUCCUCACUCGAGCUAUCAUGGAAGAGCACACUUUGGCCCGUCAAAAGUCUAGUGGACCAAAGCAGCAUUUCGUUGAUGCGUUGCUUACGUUGAAGGAUCAGUAUGAUCUUAGCGAAGACACCAUCAUUGGUCUUCUAUGGGAUAUGAUCACGGCAGGGAUGGACACAGCAGCGAUAACAGCCGAAUGGGCCAUGGCGGAAAUGAUCAAGAAUCCAAGAGUACAACAAAAGGUGCAAGAAGAAUUCGACAGAGUCAUUGGCCUUGACCGGAUCUUAACCGAGCCAGACUUGGCACGCUUACCCUACUUGAAAUGCAUUGUUAAAGAAUCAUUCAGGCUGCACCCUCCAACGCCUCUAAUGGUUCCUCACCGAUCAAGCGCAGACGUCAAGAUAGGAGGCUACAACAUUCCCAAAGGUUCAAACGUUCAUGUGAACGUUUGGGCAGUGGGUAGAGACCCUGCCGUAUGGAGAAACCCAUUAGAUUUUAGACCAGAGAGGUUCUUGGAAGAAGACGUUGACAUGAAGGGUCAUGAUUUUAGGCUGCUUCCGUUUGGAGCAGGAAGACGGGUUUGUCCCGGUGCACAACUUGGUAUCAACUUGGUGACUUCGAUGUUGAGUCAUUUGCUUCACCACUUCGUUUGGACACUGCCCCAAGGUACUAAACCAGAGGAGAUUGAUAUGUCUGGAAACCCUGGAAUCGUUACUUUCAUGCGUACACCUGUUCAAGCCGUUGCCACGCCUCGGUUGCCUUCGGAUUUGUAUAAACGUGUUGCAUGUUGAUAUGUGAAUGUCUCUCUCAUCUACAUUCUGCUGCUGCUAUUGAUGCUGAUGGUCUUGCUGUUUUUUUCAUAUGUAUGUUUCAUUUUCGGGUUAUGGUGGAAAUAAGAAAAGAAACCAGCUUCU